Rotaria sp. Silwood2 is the source of this 612-nucleotide messenger RNA. Lineage: Eukaryota; Metazoa; Rotifera; Eurotatoria; Philodinida; Philodinidae. The record is from the annotation of a GenBank genome assembly.
AUGGGCUGUACGAGCUCGAAGCAUGAAUUAUCGAAAGCUGAUCUUGAAUUUUUAAAAUUACACACAUCAUAUUCGGAAAAAAAAAUUAAAACUUGGUACAAAGGUUUUAUGAGAGAUUGUCCCAACGGUGAAUUGACACGCGAUUCAUUCAUUCAAAUCUAUAAGCAAUUUUUUCCCAAAGGGCGUGCAGAAAAUUUUUGCGAACAUGUCUUUCGAGCUUUUGACACUGAUAAAAGCGGAAAAAUUGAUUUUAAAGAAUUUUUACAAGCAAUUAACAUUACAUCACAAGGAACACCUGAUAAAAAGUUAGAAAUGGCAUUUCGUAUGUAUGAUUGUAAUGGUGAUGGUUCAAUUGAUGAAAACGAAAUGAGACGUAUUAUUAGUGCAAUUUAUGAAUUAAUUGGUGAUGAAAUCGAUAAAAAAGAACGACAAAUAGAAGCAGAAGAACGUGCCAUGAAUAUAUUUACAAUGAUGGAUAAAAAUUCUGAUGGUAUAUUAAGUCGAGAAGAAUUCGUUGAUGGUUGUUUAAAUGACGAACAACUUUAUCAAUUAUUAACACAAUCGAGUCGUGUUGGCGAAGAUCGAGAAUCGGAGUCAUCAUUAGAAGAUUAA